AUGGACGUCUUCACCAGAAUCGCUUCGGGAAUCUACAUGCGCCAACCUCGUCGAGGAGAAGACCAUCACCGUCGACCAGCCGAGCAGCACGACCACGGUGCCCGCUUCGUCGGCAUAAGGCUGCGAGACCUGAGCGACGAAGAACUCUACCGCAAGAUCGCCCACGCCAACGACCGCGUGGCGGCAGCCAAGACGAGGUACGAAUCCCUGUGCCAGCAACGCCGCGCGCUAGAAGAACAAGCCCGACGGCUGGGCAAGGAGAUGGACAGCACUGAGAGGGAGUUGAACUAUUGGCGAGUCUGGCGAAGCGAUUGUCUGGACGAGCAGAAGGCCAGGGAGAGGUACCAGGAGGAGGAGGAGAGACGGAGACGGCGGGAAGGCAGGGAGAGUUUUCGUCGCGGCUGGUGA
Messenger RNA from Fonsecaea multimorphosa CBS 102226, 408 nucleotides. RefSeq lists its product as uncharacterized. The record is from RefSeq and is a predicted model, not a curated record. Lineage: Eukaryota; Fungi; Ascomycota; Eurotiomycetes; Chaetothyriales; Herpotrichiellaceae. Bases 1 to 408 code for a protein of 135 amino acids. The transcript has a single exon.